AUGGCUAAUAGACCCGCCCGGGACAACCGUAACCCCAACUAUGCUAACCGCAACAACAAUGAAGAUGCAAACCCUCCCCCAAGAGUUAGCCUAAGCCGAGAAGAUUUAAUGGCCAUCGCUACCAUCGUAGCAACCACACUGCAAGGGUUAGAGACACCAAGUGCCAACCAGGAUCCCAACCCGCCACCAGAAGUCCAACCGCAUGGUAUUAAGUACUACUAUGAGUCCCUUCGGAAAAACAGAGCCCCGACGUUUGAUGGCAACCCUGACCCAGAAGUUGGUCAAAAUUGGCUCAAGAAUAUUGAGACUCAGCUUCGACUACUAGAAAUCCUGGAGGUGUUUAAAGUGGAUGUUGUGACACCCUUCCUAGAAGAUAAGGCACGCAAGUGGUGGGAAACCAUUUCACCAGCAAUGACUGAAGUUGGACCAGUGACAUGGCAACAAUUUAAAGAGAUGUUCUUAAAGCAGUACUAUCCAAUUGAAUUCAGGUUACAGAAGCUGAGUGAAUUUGAAAACUUUACUCAAGCUCCAGGAAUGUCUGUACUGGAGUACACCUCAAAGUUCAACUCGCUCAGGACCUAUGCCCCAACCAUCAUGGCAGAUGACACCCUGAAGCUACAUCGCUUCAAGAAGGGUUUGAGUAGCCGAAUUCAAUCAGCAUUAGCAAUCUACAAGGCAACUAACUUCGUUGAUCUGAUGGGAGCAACCAUUAGAGCCAAAACAGACAUCAAACGGCGUGAAGAAGAAGGAAAGAACAAGCGACCCCUUGCGAGUCAAUCUUCCCCAAGUGAACAAAGGUUAAAACGGCUCAACCUAUCAAGUGGCCAGUCCAAAGGACCCUCUUUUACUUUGCCCUCCCAAAGCAUUAAGUCAUGUCCUACUUGUAACUCCAGACAUCUUGGAGAAUGUCGUAGGAUCUCUGGUGCAUGCUUCAACUGUGGGAAGAUGGGGCACCGAAUUAUGGAUUGUCCUGAACCCAAGAAACAAGGGGCAGUAUCAAAUUCUGAUGCAGUCCAGAAUAAACCAAAGGAGAAUAAGUCCAACGCUAGGGAGUUCGCUAUGACUCAAGAAGAGGUGGACAACGCAAGCGAUGUGGUGGCAGGUAACAUUCUAAUCAACAAAAUGACUGUCUAUGUAUUGUUUGACUGUGGUGCCACUGAUUCUUUUAUAUCUAAAAGAUUCACUAUGAAGUUAGGACUUAGAGCUGAAAUACUUAGUGAACCAUAUAAAGUAGCUACGCCCACUAAUAAGGCUAUCGAAACUCAUAAGUUGCAUCGAAGCUGUCAGGUCAGUAUUGGUAAUCAUAUAUUCGAAGCUGAUCUGAUUCAACUAAACAUGGUUGAGUUCGAUGCCAUUCUUGGAAUGGAUUGGUUGGCCAAGAACCACGCAAUAGUGGAUUGCCACAGGAAGAGUGUCAAACUUCGGACUUCAAGCCAAGAAGAAAUCAUCUACCAUGGCAAGGCUAAGGAAAAGAGAUUGCUCCUGUCCGUAUCUCAGACUUGGAAAGCCAUGAGGGGUGGUGAUGGAAUCUAUCUAGAUAUGAUAAGUGAGGUGGGAGAGAAGAUUGAGGCUAGGCUAGAAGAAAUUCCAGUCGUUCAAGACUUCCUAGAUGUAUUUCCUGAGGAAUUACCUGGCACAGUUCCAGACCGUGAAGUAGACUUUGAAAUUAAUUUGGCACCAUGUGCAGUGCCAAUAUCAAAGGCACCGUACCGGAUGGCCCCGACGGAACUCAAAGAACUAAAAAAAUAA
Messenger RNA from Zingiber officinale, 1749 nucleotides. RefSeq lists its product as uncharacterized. Gene Ontology annotation, molecular function: zinc ion binding; nucleic acid binding. The record is from RefSeq and is a predicted model, not a curated record. The transcript has a single exon. Bases 1 to 1749 code for a protein of 582 amino acids. Lineage: Eukaryota; Viridiplantae; Streptophyta; Magnoliopsida; Zingiberales; Zingiberaceae.